Molecule: messenger RNA, 3123 nt
Organism: Trypanosoma grayi
Lineage: Eukaryota; Euglenozoa; Kinetoplastea; Trypanosomatida; Trypanosomatidae
Exons: 1
Coding region: 1-3123 (1040 amino acids)
Biological process (GO): translation
Cellular component (GO): mitochondrial small ribosomal subunit
Molecular function (GO): structural constituent of ribosome; methyltransferase activity
Source: RefSeq, a predicted model, not a curated record
AUGCCGAUUCGGUUUUACCGCGCAGCGUGUGCAACGCCGCUGCGCAGCUCUGCCGCCGUGUUGCAAUUCAUCCACCGGCAGACGUCGUCAUCGUCACCGUCUUCGCUGGGGGGUCGCUACCCGCUUGAAGGGGCGAUGCAUCAGCCCGGCGAGUCGGGUCAACAGGCGGGGUCGAGCAACACCAUCGCUGGAAAGGAGACGUGGUCGCAGUUCAGUGCCAAGAUGCGGUACGGGCGCCGCCGCAUUCGUGUCAUUGAUGUGGCGUCGAAAAUGUCGUACGAGUACCAGAUGCUGCGCAAGAUGUGCAAGCGCCGGCCGUCAAUGCGGCAGUGGGAUGUGCGUGACGACUUCUGCAACAUGCAGCCGGGUGUGGUUGUCAUGUCGCCGUCGAUGCAGGCGGCCUUCAUGAAGGUGUUCCGGCUGAAGGACAAGGGACUUAUCCGUCAAUGCCUGCGGGACAUUAUCCCCAUCAUCGACUACCGCAACCGCGAGGAGCCGGUGCGGUUGCAAACAAACCCGGCAGACAUGAUUCCUGAGGGUGAGCCCGACACACUAAACCAAAAGAAACGGGAGUUAUUUGAGCGCCGCGAGAAGGGAGAAAAUUUUGCCGAACUUCGGCUGCAUGACAAGCGCUCACAGGCGAAACUCCGUUUCAAGAUACGCCAACGCCUUUUGAAGUUCCAGCGGCAGUUGGCUGUGGCGAACGCCGUUGCGAGUCGAUCUGUUCUGUACUCCACAAAUGACGCCAUUGGGUACUUUUUGUUUCGUGGCUCGGCGAUGUACGCCGGGAUGCACCGCGUAUUCUUUGAGCUCAGCAAACAGCUCCCGCACUUUGUGCCCAGGACGAUGCUGGAUUUCGGUGCCGGCACUGGCACCGCAACGCUGGUGGCGAAGGAGGUGUACGACCCCGGCGCGCUGGCGUAUCCGCUCUACCGCUCAUUGCGGCAGACAAUGCAGAACAACGAUGCGGCCCGCCGUCACCAGCUGGCAGAGUUGCGCUAUGACCUGCGGCGACUGCAGCGCAACAACGCGGAGAAGAAGAGGGUCCGCUUCAUGGCCGUCGCGUCGCUUCUGGAGCGGGGUGAGAUUGACCCCUCUGACAUCCCAGAAGACCUGCGACGUGAGAUUGCGGAGGUUGCAGCGGCAGCAGCGGUGGCUAAACGCGACCGUCUCGUGCGUGAGGCUCACGCGCGCCACCGCGACGUGGUGGACGGCACGGAGUGGGAGAGCGGCGACCCGCUCGGCGAGCGUCGCGCUAGCACGGAGGAUCCGCAGGACGUCAUGGACGGCGAGAUGGAGUCGGAAAACGCACAGGAGGACGGCGGCAAGCCGAAGGCAAAGACGUGGUGGGAACAGUUUGUGGAUCUAGAGAGUGAGACGACACAGCAGCGGGUGGCAAAGCGACUUCGACCGUUGCAGGAAGUUACCGCCAUUGAACCGAGCCCAGGCAUGAUGGAGAUUGGCACAAUGGUGCUGCACGACGAUGUACCGGACGUGACUUGGAAGCGCUACCUGCUUCCUGAGGACGAGGCGAUCCAGCACGAUUUGGUAGUGGCCGCGUACUCCCUCAGUGAGAUUGCUACCGCAGAGAACCGCCGCCGGGUGGUUCAGCAGCUGUGGAAGAUGACUCGGGGCGUGCUUGUGCUUGUCGAGUUCGCCAACCAAAACAACUUCAACCUCAUGAUGGAGGCCCGUGACACCAUUCUUGAGGAAAAAGGUGUCGGCAUGUGGGACUGGCAACCCACCAUCGUCGCACCGUGCCCGCACGAACAUCGCUGCCCCAUCCGUCACUGCAAGGCGGGGGUGAAGCGGAAACGCAUGCGUGUCUGCAGCACAGAGGCGCACUACCGCGCCACCUUUGUGGAGGUGUGGGCACGUCACAUGCCGCUCAAGGUUGGCGUUGAGCCGAUUAGCUACUUGAUCGUCGCGCGCAACGAACUAGUCCCCGAGCGUGCGGUGCGACGGCAGGAGGAACUCAAGAAAGCCGAGGUAGAUAAGCGGCGUGAGCGGGACACGAAACAACAAGAGUUGUACGAGGCAUCGCUUGCUGUCAAAGAUGUCGUCUUUGAACGCCUCAGUGAUGAGGCACUGCACCGCCCCGAGACAGGUGUGCCGAUGCCGCUGCAACACACGCCAACAGAUUCUACAGCGACCGCAGCAACUGACAGCACUGCCCCAUCAGCUGCCCUGCAGGAGGCGUUACGCGAAGGGGCAACAAGUACUGGGGAGAUUGGUCACAUGCCUACGGACGUGCCGCGGCUCGUGAAGACGGGCAAUGCACGCCACAAUCGCCUCAUUUUUCCAUUACAGCUUCCUCCCGCCACACACAAGUUCAACCGUGCCUUUGUUGACGCCGGGUACCAGCGGCAACGGGCCAUUACACCAGCGGAGAUGCUUGUCGUGCGGCAGGAGGUGGAUCAAAUGCGGCGGCGCGUGAUGCGGGUGGCGCCCAAGUACCAGCGUAUUGUGCGCGACCCGCGAUGCCACGGCAAAGUGCAAGCCGACUUCUGCACACCGGAGGGUGACCUCGUUACGGGACGCGUCUACCGGCGCUUCUAUGGUGACCGCAACCGCGUCAGCGCACAUAGCACGAUGCGUUGGCAGCACAUCGGCGGGUGGAAGCUGCUGAAACGGGUCAAACGCGGCUCGCUCUUUCCUCACGACGUUCCCCUCUAUGCGGUGACGAAGCACCCGCAGGUGGACUUCCCCAACACCCUGCUCGAUGUGCGCCACUCAACGGUCGAGCAGACGGCAAUGCAGCACAACGAUCCCAUGUCGGUGGCGGACACAACGCCAGACGAGCAGCUCAGCCGAGAAGAGCUUCAGCAGAAACGGUGGAUGCAGCGCAACAUGGAGCUGCAGCAGAAGGUGGAGACAAAACUGGAAGAACUAUUCGGCACUAAGAUUAAGCACGACAGUGAUUUGGGUGCGGGCCGAACGGACUCCCGCCGCGAAAUUACCGAACAAGAGUGGGCCGAUGCCGUGCGACGUGCCAAAAUCCGCACAGUGCAGCACACAAAGAAUGCCAUUCCCUUCGCAGCAAAGCGGCGGGCGUUGCAGCGUUCCAUGCAGGUGCGACGCCGAAACGUGAAGGAGGAGAUGGCGUCGAACAGGCGGCGGUAG